Bradysia coprophila is the source of this 1158-nucleotide messenger RNA. It is a transcript of the gene mEFTs, whose product is annotated as elongation factor Ts, mitochondrial. The record is from RefSeq and is a predicted model, not a curated record. Gene Ontology annotation, molecular function: translation elongation factor activity; protein binding. Lineage: Eukaryota; Metazoa; Arthropoda; Insecta; Diptera; Sciaridae. Gene Ontology annotation, biological process: mitochondrial translational elongation.
CUUUAUUGAAAAUUACAUAUUGCAUCACAUUCUCAAAAUCUCAUGCUCUGGAUAGGCUCAAAGUGUUGCAGAAUUUUUAGAAAGAAGUUAAAAGCAUUUUUGCCAAAGGAUAAACAGAAACGAGAAGAUUAUUGACAGAACUCAAAACUAAUUUAUUCCUAUAUCCCAACAAAAUGAAUUUCAAAUCUUUGUGCCGGUUUAUCCAUACCACACCAUUGAUUUAUUCGGUCGAGCAGAAACCAUUAGCCAUACUACGCAAAAAGACCGGCUACACAUUCGCUAACUGCAAAAAAGCCCUUGACUUGUAUCAGAACGACAUAGCAAAAGCCGAACAAUGGUUACACGAACAAGCGCAGGCACUCGGCUGGGCCAAGGCCGUGAAGCUGCAGGGUCGCAUCACUCAACAAGGUUUGGUGGGAGUGCUUGUAAAGAAAAACAUUGGCGCAAUGGUUGAAGUGAACUGUGAAACGGACUUUGUGGCUCGAAAUACAGUGUUUCAACAAUUUGUCGAAUCGGCCUCGAUGGCUUGCAUUCAACAUGUUAGCAAAAUGCCCACCAAUGACCUGCUAUCAAAGAUUGACUUCGGAGCGGACGGCCUACGAGCUAUGCAGGGACUUGAAGGCAAAAGUCUUGGUGAUGAAUUAGCAUUGAUGAUUGGCAGUGUCGGUGAAAAUGCAUCGUUACGCCGAGCCACAUGUUUCAAAGCAGCAGAACCGAUAACAUUAUUCGGUGGCUCUCAUCCACUAACAACCACAUCUUCCGGUGUUCAUUUGGGCACAUAUGGUGGAAUGUUUGCAUGGAAAUCAGCUGGGGAUGCGGCCGUUGAUGCUGAUCUUCUAAAGAAUAUCUGCACACACAUCAUAGGACUUAAUCCAUCGAAAGUGGGUGCAAUCGACAUUGACAAACCCAAUGAAGAUAAGGAUGCGGAGAAAUGUUUGAUUCAUCAAGGAUAUCUGAUGGAUGAAACGCAAACCGUUGGGGAGCUGUUCAAAGAAAAUGCAAUAGAGGUGUUGGAUUUUAACAGAUUCCGAUGUGGCGAAGAGACGGAAACAAGCGCGGAACACUUGAACGUAGCCAAAGCAAAUAAUUAGUUCUCUGACAUCAAACACGUAACUUAAACUGCAAGUGUCUAAUAAACAUCAAGAAAAUUAUGUUAAA